Messenger RNA from Dermatophagoides pteronyssinus (European house dust mite), 535 nucleotides. RefSeq lists its product as uncharacterized. NCBI's taxonomy places the organism in Eukaryota, Metazoa, Arthropoda, Arachnida, Sarcoptiformes, Pyroglyphidae. The record is from RefSeq and is a predicted model, not a curated record.
UCUUUAGCUAACUCAUCAUUCAAAAUUGAAUAUAACAUCAUCAAUCAUUGUCUGUGGCAAUCAAUCAAAAAUUAUAAAAUUAUAAUUGAAUUUUCAGUUUUAAUUUGAAAAAAUAAAAAUGAAUAUUCUACAAAAAUUUACUGAGACAUCAUUGAUACACAGCAAACGUCAAUCAUCAGAUUCAAAUAAUCAUCAUUACCAUCAGGAUGUAUUAUUUGGCAGAUACUUAUUCGAUUCAUUUUUAUUGGGCAAAAUAACUGCAUUCGAUUUGGCUAUAAUCAUCAUAACAAUUAUGGCCAUUAGCUAUAUGAUCAUUAUUGUCAUUUAUAAUUACAUAUACAAAUAUGAUCAUUAUCGUAUAUUAAUGCGUACAAAACGUCAACAUCAUUUGGAUCGUAAAUAUCGUCGUGGUUGUCGUCGACAAAACGAUUUGAUUGAAUUACAUUCAUUGAAAAUGUUUUCUACUGAUUGAUGAUUUAUAUUAUAUAAAAUGGAAAUGUUGAUGAAAGAAAAAAUGAUCAAGGUGUAAUAAAAA